AUGGUCGCGGGUGUCGUACUUCCACGUCCGGGUCGAUGGGCUCCUGUUUCACCACAGAGUUCGUGUCGAGUGUGCCGUACGUGUCGUUCCCGUGCGACGCACGGGAACGACACGUACGGCACACUCGACACGAACUCUGUGGUGAAACAGGAGCCCAUCGACCCGGACGUGGACUUCUCGAGCAGUUGUAGUCAGAACUCAGGCUAUUCUGGGGGCAGCUAUUCCGGACAGUACGACACCCGCGACCAUCACGUGAACGGCUCAGACCAGAGUCCCAUCUCUUUGGUGCACUUCAGCGGCAAUAGUAUGCGUUCCGGACAUAAGAGCCAUAAGAAUGGUAAGAAGAAUGUGGACAAAGCCAGUGAUGAGUACAAGAAGCGCAGGGAACGCAACAAUAUAGCCGUCCGCAAGAGUCGCGAGAAGGCGAAGAUCAGGAGCAGAGAGACCGAGAAGAAGGUGUCUGAGUUGGCCCGAGAGAACGACACCCUUCGCAAGAAAGUCGAUAUGCUGUCCAAAGAGCUCAAUGUCCUCAAGUCCCUGCUCACCAACGUUGGCGUUCCCGCCGAGAGUGUCGACACCGAGAUCGCCAAAGGCCUUCAAAUGGAUGGCCACCCGAGCACUCCCUACGGCUCAUCCAUGUAA
This is a messenger RNA of Oppiella nova, 642 nucleotides long. NCBI's taxonomy places the organism in Eukaryota, Metazoa, Arthropoda, Arachnida, Sarcoptiformes, Oppiidae. The record is from the annotation of a GenBank genome assembly.